AUGUCUUCGGGCGCAAAUCAGAACACAAACCCUAGCUCAAUGCAGGGUUCGUCGGCCUCGCAGAUCGUCUCCACCCUCGUUCCCGUCCUCGCGGUCGCUGCUGUCUACUUCAGCGUCUUCUUGUGCUUCCGCGUCAAGUUCGCUCGCAUCUACCGCCCGCGAACGUUCGUAAGCACCGUCAAUCCUCAAGAUCGCACGCCCGGGGUCUCGAGCAGCCUCUUCGGCUGGAUCAAACAGUUCUACGCCAUCCCCGACUCCUACGUCCUCAACCACCACUCUCUCGAUGGCUUCCUCUUCCUUCGCUUCCUCAAGAUGUCCGUCAUCGCCUGCAUCGUCGGCUGCGUCAUCACUUGGCCCGUCCUCUUCCCCGUCCACGCCACGGGCGGCAAUGGCCUGACCCAGUUCAACAUCCUCACCAUGGCCAACGUCAAGAAUAAAUGGAGGUUCUGGGCCGACGCGGGCUGCGCAAUCCUCUUCUUCAGCUUCAUUCUGAUCAUGAUUACGCGCGAGUCCAUCUACUACAUCAAUAUCCGUCAGGCAUACCUGUUGUCCCCGCUCUACGCUGAGCGCCUCUCGUCCCGCACAGUCCUCUACUGCUCGGUCCCCGAAGAGUACAUGCACGCUGGAACGCUCAAGGCCAUGCUGGGCGAAGGCGUUCGCCGCAUUUGGUUUGCACGUGACUGCAAGGAUCUGGAAGACAAGGUCGACCGGCGCGACAAGGCCGCUUACAAACUCGAGGGCGCCGAGACCGCGCUCAUCAAGACCGCCAAUGGAAAGCGUCUCAAGGCGGAGAAGAAGGGUGCUGCCGGAGCCACCGAGGAGGGUGCGGAUGCAACACGCUGGCUCGACCAAAAGGACCGCCCAACCCAUCGCCUGAAGAUGCUCAUUGGCAAGAAAGUGGACACCAUCGAUUGGUGCCGCAACGAGCUCAAGCAACUCAUCCCCGAAGUCGACAGGAUGCAGGCAGAAGAGAAGGCCGGCAACUGCAAGAUGCUGAACUCCGUCUUUGUCGAGUUUGAAACACUCUCCGAGGCCCAGGCGGCAUUCCAGAGUCUUACUCACCACCAGGCCCUGCACAUGUCUCCUCGCUUCACCGGCAUGACUCCACCGGAGGUUCUCUGGGACAAUCUCGGCAUCAAGUGGCACUCGCGUGUUGUCCGCGGCUUCGCCACCACGGCCAUCGUCGUCCUCCUCAUCAUCUUCUGGUCCAUUCCCGUCGCAUUCGUCGGCGCCAUCUCCAACGUCAACUACCUCAUCAAGGUCAUCCCGGCAUUCAAAUUCAUCAACAGCAUCCCCACGGUCGUGCUCGGUGUGGUCACUGGCCUUCUCCCCGUCAUCCUGCUCGCCGUCCUCAUGGCCGUCCUUCCCAUGUUCUUGCGAUGGAUGGCCAAGGUGAGCGGCUGCCCGACGCGGAGCGCAGUCGAGCUGAAGACGCAAAACUACUACUUCGGCUUCUACGUCGUGCAAGUCUUCCUCGUCACCACCAUCGGUUCCGCAGCCUCUUCCGUGGUGGGUAACAUCAUUAAGAACCCCGCCAGUGCCGCAACCCUCCUUGCAGCAGACCUGCCCAAAGCAAGCAACUUCUACCUCUGCUACUUCAUCCUACAAGGCCUGGCGUUUGUCGGUUCGGGAUUGGCUAACGUUGUCGGCCUGGCUCUGUUCCUUGUCCUCGGCAAGAUUCUCGACAAGACGCCGCGCAAGAUGUAUAAACGGUGGAUCAAUUUGACCAGUCUGGGCUUUGGCACGGUCACCGCUGACAACCGCUACAGCUUCCCCGUCUACACGACCUUGUUCGUCAUUGGCAUCUGUUACGCAGUCAUUGCUCCUCUCGUCCUCGGCUUCGCGGCCAUUGGCCUCUACCUCUUCUACUUUGCCUACCGCUACAACCUGCUCUUUGUCGGCAACCAGGCAAUCGACACCAAAGGCCUCAUCUACCCCCGCGCGCUGCAACAGCUCUUCGUCGGUCUCUACCUCGCCGAAGUCUGCCUCAUCGCCCUCUUCGCCAUCGGCGUCGGCUCCAGCGUCGGCGCCAUCGGGCCCCUCAUCCUCAUGAUCCUCUUCACCAUCUUCACCGCCCUCUACCAACUCUCGCUCAACAGCGCCCUGGACCCGCACCUCAAGUACCUCCCCAAAUCCAUGGAUGCGGAAGAGCGCCGCCUGCUAGCCGAAGAGCGCGGCGAGCACCUCGACACCGACAUGGAAGCCGGCAACGGCAACGGCCACGGCGAGAAGAACAACGGCGCCGGCACAAACGGCACAAACGGCACAAAAGAAGCCGUCGCCGCCUCCGCCGCCCCCGCCACCGCCGCCCCGCACAAGAAACCAAACAUGCUCACCAAGUUCCUCAAACCCCACAUCUACUGCGACUACGCGACCAUGCGCCGCCUCGUGCCCAAGGAAAUCGCACCCGGCUACGACGCCGAAGUCGAGGAGGAAGCCUACUUCAACCCGGCCAUUACGGAGCGCAUGCCGCUGCUGUGGAUCCCGCGGGACCCGAUGGGCCUGUCGCGCAAGGAGGUCGCGGACACGGGCGCCGUGGCGCCCAUCACGGACGAGGGCGCCUUCCUCGACGAGAAGAAUAAGGUGGUGUGGGAUGCGGAGGAUGGGCGGCCGCCGAUUUACCAGGAGAAGAUUGAUUACUGA
Neohortaea acidophila is the source of this 2643-nucleotide messenger RNA. RefSeq lists its product as uncharacterized. The transcript has 7 exons. Gene Ontology annotation, molecular function: calcium-activated cation channel activity. Lineage: Eukaryota; Fungi; Ascomycota; Dothideomycetes; Mycosphaerellales; Teratosphaeriaceae. The record is from RefSeq and is a predicted model, not a curated record. Bases 1 to 2643 code for a protein of 880 amino acids. Gene Ontology annotation, cellular component: plasma membrane.